UAUCGUCACUUGUGUGCGCUUGCUUUCAAGAGACGAUCAGGCCACGUUUAACCAUGCGAUGGACAUUUAUGUUUGUUUUUGGCCUUUGGACUUUGGUCCAUGAGCCAUCCGUCGUUCAUACAAAGGUCUAUCAAGUCCGACGCCACACUAUCGUGAAACGCCGCGUAGCGUGCUAUGGCGUUCUGGGAUGCUUCAGCACUGAAGGGCCUUUCCGAAAUAUUCCAUAUCGACCGCUUAACCUACUUCCGGCCACGCGCAAGAGUAUUGGAACUAAAUUUUCCCUUUUCACGCACCGAAGUAAAAUACACGCUGAUAGCCUCGUGGCCGAUGAUGCCUCUACUGUUUCAAAAUCACUCUUUAGUGCUGCUAAAGAAACCAAAAUGAUUGUCCAUGGCUUCAUUGAAACGGGGAAAGAGAAAUGGCUACAUGAUAUGAAAGACAAGCUGCUACUGGCUGGCGAUUAUAACGUGAUAAUCAUUGACUGGGGUGGCGGUUCCUUCCUCCCUUACACACAGGCCACUGGUAACACACGUUUAGUUGGAGCCGAGACCGCCUUGUUGAUUCAAACAAUAUGCAAUGUUACUGGCGCCCGCCCGGAAUCUUUUCAUAUCAUAGGACAUAGCCUUGGAGCCCAUUUAGCGGGAUAUGCCGGAGAAAGACUCAAGUCUCUGGGGAGAAUUACAGGCAUGGAUCCGGCAGAUCCGUAUUUCUCCUACACGGAUAAGGUAGUUCGUCUUGACCCAACGGAUGCCAAGUUGGUGGACGUUAUUCACACUGAUGCUGACCAUAUCUUGUCCACUCUGAAAGCCAGUGGAGGUUUUGGGAUUGAACAGCCAGUCGGUCAUUUGGACUUUUAUCCAAAUGGCGGAAGCCAGCAGCCCGGUUGUGAGCAUACUCUGAGCAUGAUGUCGGAAGUGUUCACAGCCGGUUUGUAUAAUGGAGGGAAGAAAUUCUUUGUCUGCGAUCACACCCGCGCCCAUGAGCUGUUUACAGACUCAGUUACGUCCACCUGUCCGUUCAUUGGUUUCAAAUGUAAUAGCUACGAUGAAUACAAGAGUGGAAAAUGCUCUAGUUGCGGAAAAUGGGGCUGUCCUCAAAUGGGACUCAAUGCAGAUAAAUUCCCACUGGCGCAGUUAACGGGAAUAAAUAAUAAGUUUUAUUUAGAUACGAACGGAGCAAGUCCAUUCUGUAGUUAUCAUUAUGAGGUCAAGGUUCAAGUGAGUCAAAAUAUGGGAGCUGCUUCUGAGAGAGGAACGAUUUCACUUGUCCUCACAGGCACCAAGGGGACGUCGGAAAAAAUUCCUUUAACGGAAUCAAAUGUCGACAUCAGUCCCGGGGACGUUCUUGUGUCUAAGUAUUCCACUAGUCGAGAUAUCGGCACGCUUCAAAGUAUUGCGGUUAGCUGGGUACACAGUGCCAAUCUACUCAAACCGUGGGAGUGGAAUCUGUUUGGAAUGCGAAAUCCAAAGAUAUCUGUCUGGCAAAUUGAAGUGUUCGCUCCAGCUAUGAAUCAAAGAUACAGCUUUUGCUCGAAAGGCGAAUUCCUUGAAAACAAUUCACCAAAAACCUACAACGUUGCUUCGAGAUCGUGCAGUGCGCAGUCCAACAUCGUCAUAGGAUAAUAAAGGGUCUUUAAAAACACGCCGUUUGGACAUUGUUUUAAUAAGUAUGCACAUCUUUCGAUUCUGAAUUGGAGCAAUGCAGCAGCUAUAACCCAGUUGUUUUACCAUGGCACAGUUUCCUUCUAAAUUUCGCUGUCACAUAACUAAAAUAAAUAGAAUUACCACAAUUCAUUAAAUUUGAAAACAUCCUUUUUUAACGCGAUCCCAACAUCUGCGUUCGUGUAUGUAUGCUACACCGUAAAAAAAUAAUUAUAAUAUAACAAUACCUGCAUUUUGUUUAGAUCUUGGAACUAAUUUCACUCUUAUUAAAGUAACAAACACGGUGUAUGCGUUUCAUCUAUAUGCAUAGUGGUUUAUUGAACGUAAGUGAGCGAAGGUCCUGUUGUCUUCGAUUUGUUACAUGCUGUCAAGCCAUACAAGAGAAUUAAGCAAAAGAUUUGACUCAGAGAUACUAAUGCCAUAACAACAGUGUAUAGAAACUGCCUACACCCAUGUGGGCGUCUGUUUGAUUCCUUUAGAAUCUAUUCAGUAACAGUACCAGUCUAGCUGAAGAUAUUGUACUUGCUCUAUAUUACACACUAAAGAGGACAAAUAUUUUGUUAGAGAGAGUGUCAAUCAAACUGUCAUUUCCAAGAGUCAAGUUAAAUCAGAUUUUUUCCACUUGUCCACGUCUCUUAAUCGCAAAACGUCAGACAACGGGGUACAGUUUUUCAAAGCUUUACAUUGGGUUAUAACUAUUGUUUUAAAAGGAAUAAAAGAACACCACUUCAGAGCAGUCAAAUUUAGAUGGAAUUUCGCUGAUAUUUGAAGAUAGAACGUUACCAAAUUUUGUCAAAAUGUAAAUGUAGUAAAGACUGAAGCUAGUUGCGUUUGUAAGUUAUAUGGUGUAACGGUCUUUCAAGAAAUCUUUUCUUCCUUUUAAACAAAUGAACAAGAUUACAUAGUAACUGCAGUUCAGUACAUGCAGGAAAACGCUGAGACAUUUCGUGUCUAUGAAGCAGUCCCGGAGCAAAAGAGCGCGCCAGCUUGAAAUACGCCUAUUUCAAUUUUGUCUUGUCCUGCCAAGCGAAAAUAAGAACAAAAUAUACAGUAAGUAUGAGUUCAUUCCCAAACAUUACGUGCCUAAAAGCAGAGGGGGUAAAGCCACAUUUAUGAAUCACAAGCAGUAUUAUUCAAAGUAUUUUACGGUGUACAUGUAAGACAGAGCAAGCGUUUUGUAAACCAAGCUACUGAACAUUUAAUAUCAGUUGUAGACGAAGUUCAGCAAAAUAGCUGCCCAUGUGAAGUGUAAAUUAAAUCUUGCGCUGUCAUCGCCAAUGACAUUGUCCUCUAAUUUUGAAAACGCAAAGAGGGACAGUUAUUUUACCGAUAUUACACAGUUCAUUUAAACCACACCAACAGGGAUAAAACUGAAGAUAUGCAAAUGCUACAAUUGCUUUUGGAUAUAUGAAUUAUAAGUAGUGACGAAUAAAUAAUACUGUCUACAAGCCAUAGUCGCAUUGCUC
This is a messenger RNA of Lingula anatina, 3127 nucleotides long. Its product is annotated as pancreatic lipase-related protein 2. Gene Ontology annotation, biological process: lipid catabolic process. Gene Ontology annotation, molecular function: protein binding; triacylglycerol lipase activity. NCBI's taxonomy places the organism in Eukaryota, Metazoa, Brachiopoda, Lingulata, Lingulida, Lingulidae. The record is from RefSeq and is a predicted model, not a curated record.